GUGGGCGGGGCCCCCUGGCGAGCUGGGGAGGGGGCGGGGCCGGGCAGAGGCAUGUGGCGGGGCUGGCGCUGCGGCGGCUCCUUCCUCUGGAGCCGGGGCCGGGGCCGGGGCCAGGGCUGGGCCGGGGCCGCGGUGCACCCGGGGACUGGAGCAGGAUGGAAUAGGAUCACCCUUGGAAGUGCUGAAGAGAUAUGUCACCUGGGACCUAAAGGUAACUGGCAAAAGCUUCUCCUGCACAAGAGGAGGGAAGAAAAGCCUUGUUCCAGAGCCAGCCCUCAGGAUGUGGACAGCAGUUGUAUUUGUCCUGUUGAUUUGCUCGUGCAUAUCUGAAAACAGAAUUUCCAUCUUAAAGGAGCGAGGGGCCCGGGUAAUACAGAUAAACAAACUAAGCAGUGAAAACCAGUGCAGACAAGCUUGCAAAAACCUAUCUGUUUCAGGUCAUCACAGCUGCAACUGGUCCAUGUUCUACCAGAACCAUUGUGUCCUCUUAUAUUGUCGCCACUUGGGUGUGUGUCAGAAUGCCAGAGCACAAGACAUUAAAGAUUUCCUUGGAGAAUUCAUCCUUAAGAAAAGAUCACUGGAACCAAAUCAAACUACAGAUGCAGAACAAAUGGCGGUGACAAACAUCACAAAUCAUGACUCAAAGGGUGAAAGGAACACACCAGCACCAUCAGCUCUAGAAAUGACUACAAGAGGGACCAGAACAAGCCCAACAGUUGUAGCUGCAACCAGUGCCACAACCACCACUGCUCGUGCCACGACCAUCACUGCUCCUUUGACCCCCAUGACUGCCAACACCACUAUAGCCUCAAUAGAAACAACGAACAAGGUGAAAAUGUCUACUAUUCCAGCCACAAGUAAUACAACAUAUUUUGGAGCCUUGAAUGUCUCUGAAAAUUCCAGCGUCCUUCCCAGCACGAUACAUCCAGCUGCUGCUUCUCCAAAUUCAAGUCAUGCAGCUUAUAGCUCUCAUCCCUCAGCUACCUUUGGCAAGUCUGAACUUUCACCCAGUAUUUCACUGGCUAUUACCACGCCUGUCCCAGCUCUCAACACAACAACACAACCCAGUACAACCAUUACUACAAGCAGCAUUUCCGCAUCUAGUAGGAGUACGACUGUUGGGGUCAAUCCAAAGCCAGUAAGUUUAUCCACAGCUGCAGCCACCUCCCGCCAGAAUUUGGAAGAUGGGACAGGCGUUUCCCGAGCUACUAGUCCCUCGAUACCAGUGACGGAAAUGAAUUCUUUAAACCCCAAACUGGAGACAACCACAGCCAAAACAACCGGAGUUAAGCCAACUCCUCCUCUUCCAGUUACUACAGAGGGUGCAAAACCUUUAACUAGCCAGUUAACAACAGAAGCUACCAUUGGUUCUGGGGUGAGAACAAUAUAUACAACUGUUUUAAUUAAACUUGCAACCACAAAUGCAGCAGAUAUAGCCAGAACAACAAUCCCAGGCCUAGACAUCAGCCAACAAAGCACAGCCAGUGAGUAUCUGCUUCCAAAUGCGGCAGACGACAUCAGUUCACUCCUGGCAGUGCUUAUGUUUGGCAUAUUGUUUUUUAUAACUGUUAUAGUUCUGUUUGCCAUUCAGGCUUAUGAAAGCUACAAGAAGAAGGACUACACACAAGUGGACUACUUGAUCAAUGGAAUGUAUGCGGACUCAGAAAUGUGAGAGGGUGGGGCAGAGACCCCAAGAGACAGGCUUCAAUGUGUAUCAUGGAGACAGAAAGCCUGCGUGGCUCAUUUUUCUUUCUCAUUUGCCUAUAAGACAAACUGAAAGUGCUUCCAAUUUUACUUCCAGUGCAAUUUAGGAAAAAUGCCAUGUACUGUAUUAAAAAAAAAAAAAAGAUAUUUUUCUCAACAAUAACAGAUUGCUAAAGAAAUGGAGUAAUUUCUAACAACCCUGGCGCUAAUACAAAAUUGCUUCAGCCAUUGUUUUUCAUUGCAAAAUGAAACUGAAAAGUGUGUGUGUGUGUGUGUGUGUGUGUGUGUGUGUGUGUGUGUGCAAUCGUCUUCCAAAGAUUGCAGAGAGCUUUGUUAAGUUUCUUGCCUCUCAUUAAUUCCACAUGCAGCAGUUUGUAAACUUCCUGUCUGUAAAACAGGAAUGACAAUGCCCAUUCACCUUUUAUGAAGUGCUUUUAAAUUCAAUAGAUGAAAAGCCCUGCCUAAGUGCUAAGUAUUACUUCAAUGAGAAAUUUUUAAGCCAAUGAGCAUCAUGUUCUGCUAAUGCUUCCUGCUUGUAAAGAGAUCUGUUUACAAGAUACUGUAAACACUCGGUUUACUGCUGAACAAGACGGUUCUUUACUAAGGUGCAGAUUCUUGUGCCUCUAUACAUACAUGAUCUUAUUUUUGUAUUCACUCAAUAAAUGGGGUCCUGAAGGGCAUGUAA
Messenger RNA from Alligator mississippiensis (American alligator), 2389 nucleotides. RefSeq names its product chromosome 2 C11orf24 homolog (gene C2H11orf24). The record is from RefSeq and is a predicted model, not a curated record. The coding region runs from base 281 to 1672 and encodes 463 amino acids. The transcript is spliced from 5 exons. Lineage: Eukaryota; Metazoa; Chordata; Crocodylia; Alligatoridae.